CACCUUCUCUCCAACACCUUCCUGCUCUUCAAUUUUUUCAGGUUGUUCCUUCCACACAUACCGCAAUCAUGAGCGACGAAGUCUACGAGGGUGCCAUCGGCAUCGAUCUUGGCACCACCUACUCUUGCGUUGCCAACUACGAGGGCACCAAUGUCGAGAUCAUCGCCAACGAGCAGGGUAGCUUCACCACUCCCUCGUUCGUGUCCUUCACCAGCGAGGAGCGUUUGAUCGGUGAGGCGGCCAAGAACCAGGCUGCUAUGAACCCCGAGAACACCGUCUUCGAUGUCAAGCGUCUCAUUGGUCGCCGAUUCGAGGACGAGACCGUCACAAAGGACAUCAAGUCAUGGCCAUUCAAGGUCGUUGACCAGGGCGGCAGCCCUCUCGUCGAGGUUGAGUACCUCGGUGAGACCAAGCAGUUCUCUCCCCAGGAGAUCUCUGCCAUGGUUCUCGUCAAGAUGAAGGAGGUCGCUGAGACCAAGCUCGGCAAGAAGGUCGAGAAGGCCGUCAUCACCGUCCCCGCCUACUUCAACGACAACCAGCGUCAAGCCACCAAGGACGCCGGUGCCAUUGCUGGCCUCAACGUUCUCCGUAUCAUCAACGAGCCUACCGCCGCCGCUAUCGCCUACGGUCUCGGUUCCGGAAAGUCUGACAAGGAGAGGAACGUCCUCAUCUACGAUCUUGGUGGUGGUACUUUCGAUGUCUCUCUUCUGCACAUCCAGGGUGGUGUCUUCACCGUCAAGGCUACUGCUGGAGACACUCACUUGGGUGGUCAGGACUUCGACACCAACCUCCUUGACCACUUCAAGAAGGAAUUCACCAAGAAGACGAAGAAGGACAUCAGCGGUGACGCCCGUGCCCUACGUCGUCUCCGGACUGCUUGCGAGCGUGCCAAGCGUACUCUCUCCAACGCCACCCAGACCACUGUUGAGAUCGACUCGCUGUUCGACGGUGAGGACUUCAACGCCAACAUUACCCGUGCUCGUUUCGAGGACUUGAACCAGAAGGCCUUCGCUGGCACUCUGGACCCCGUUGCCCAGGUUCUCAAGGACGCCGCCCUUGCCAAGGACAAGGUUGACGAGAUCGUCCUUGUUGGUGGUUCCACCCGUAUCCCCAAGAUCCAGAAGCUCCUCAGCGACUACUUCAACGGCAAGAAGCUCGAGAAGAGCAUCAACCCCGAUGAGGCCGUUGCCUACGGUGCCGCCGUCCAGGCCGGUAUCCUUUCCGGAAAGGCUACCUCCGCCGACACCGCUGACCUUCUCCUCCUCGAUGUCGUUCCCCUCUCCCUUGGUGUAGCCAUGGAGGGUAACAUCUUCGCCCCCGUCGUUCCCCGUGGUCAGACCGUCCCCACUAUUAAGAAGAGGACUUUCACCACUGUUGCCGACAACCAGCAGACUGUUCAAUUCCCCGUCUUCCAGGGUGAGCGUGUCAACUGCGAGGACAACACCUCUCUCGGAGAGUUCACCCUCGCACCUAUUCCUCCCAUGCGCGCUGGUGAGGCCGUCCUUGAGGUUGUCUUCGAGGUCGACGUCAACGGUAUCCUGAAGGUCACCGCUACCGAGAAGACCUCUGGCCGCAGCGCCAACAUCACCAUCUCCAACGCCGUCGGAAAGCUCUCAUCUGCUGACAUUGAGAACAUGAUCAACGACGCCCAGAAGUUCAAGUCCAGCGACGAGGCCUUCUCCAAGAAGUUCGAGUCAAGGCAACAGCUUGAGUCUUACAUCUCCCGUGUUGAGGAGAUGAUCUCCGACCCCACCACAUCUAUCCGCCUUAAGCGUGGCCAGAAGGAGAAGAUCGAGUCUGCUCUCUCCGACGCCAUGGCUCAGCUCGAGGUUGAGGAUGCCCCCGCUGAUGACCUGAAGAAGAAGGAGCUUGCCCUCAAGCGCACUGUCACCAAGGCUUUCUCCACCCGAUAAGCGCAUCACAUAUUAGCGGCGCCACGAGGGCGUGCAGGAAGGAAGGAAGGGCGCACGUGCAGGAUACCCAGACUGCGAGCUGCGAACGGAGUUUCAUCUAUUGCGGCAUUUAACGAUAGACAUGGUGUGUUUGGUUCCUUAUCUUUCAUGGGUUCCCGGUAUUCAGGAACGCGGAAAAGUCUUCUUUGUACUUUCACGACGAUGCCUGACGAAACGAUCGUAAUGGAUGAUCUGCAAAAGUAUGCCUAGCGGU
Messenger RNA from Alternaria alternata, 2166 nucleotides. RefSeq names its product heat shock protein-like protein. Gene Ontology annotation, molecular function: ATP hydrolysis activity; heat shock protein binding; ATP binding. The record is from RefSeq and is a predicted model, not a curated record. NCBI's taxonomy places the organism in Eukaryota, Fungi, Ascomycota, Dothideomycetes, Pleosporales, Pleosporaceae. Gene Ontology annotation, biological process: protein refolding; cellular response to unfolded protein; vesicle-mediated transport. The transcript is spliced from 9 exons. Gene Ontology annotation, cellular component: plasma membrane; cytoplasm; cytosol. Bases 69 to 1913 code for a protein of 614 amino acids.